AUGCCGGCUUUGUGUGAGAGACAUGAGGGUACGGUAUCGUUUGUGAUAGCUCGAGGCUUCAAGGGUCUUUCAUGUGUAUGUCAGCCAGGAUUCAGGAUGGUUUCUAAUAAUGGUGGGCCAUCUGUUACUUGUGAAAAAUGCCCAGAAAACAUGAGUGGAGUUACUAAAGAUGGGUGGAAUUGUAUUACUUGUCCGAAAGGCCUAACUUCAGAAGGAAAAUGCAGAUGCCUUAAUAAUGAAAUAUUAGUGGAAAGAAGUAUAGAUGGCAUUUUGCUAAAUGAAGCCUUAUGUGUACAGUGUAAUGGAAGUGAGCACUCAUUCUCUGCUUCAGAUGCCUUAGGAAAUAGGUGUGUAAGAUGUGAACAAACAUUCAUAAAUGCCAGCAAGUCUUGUGAUUGCAGCAGCCCUAAUAUUUUAACUGGGGGAUUAUGUUUCAGUGCUAGUGAAAACUUGCCCCCAAAGGAAAUUUCAACUGUUCGUUUUGGACAGAUAGGUGUAACACUGAUAUCAGCAUGGUUUCUGAAAAACCUACAAGCCUCAGCCUCUGCCUGUUGGUUGUACUCCAAUCUAACAGCAUGCCAAGCUCUUGCAAAUAUGUGUGUGAUGAAUAUGAACUCAUUAAGUUCUUCAAAUACUGAUGCCUGUGGUUUGUUUCAGUAUAUUUAUGCCAACACAGCAAGGCUAGGCAUUGUUCAUUCAAUAUCCUUCUGGAGACAUAAUCUGCCAUGGCUGUAUUAUGGUGACCAGCCAGGAUUAGCAUCUCAGGUGCUCGAGACAACACAUUUUCCUACACGGUUCAGUUUUAAAGGAACAAGUAAGGAUAUAAAACUUCAAUUUAUUGCAGCCUCAUUUGAUGCAGAAGGAAACUUUCUUAAGUGGCAGAGUUUGGAAGGAGGAGCCUUACAG
Tinamus guttatus (white-throated tinamou) is the source of this 906-nucleotide messenger RNA. Lineage: Eukaryota; Metazoa; Chordata; Aves; Tinamiformes; Tinamidae. The record is from RefSeq and is a predicted model, not a curated record.